This is a messenger RNA of Acomys russatus (golden spiny mouse), 2109 nucleotides long. It is a transcript of the gene Hcls1, whose product is annotated as hematopoietic cell-specific Lyn substrate 1. Gene Ontology annotation, biological process: regulation of actin filament polymerization. The record is from RefSeq and is a predicted model, not a curated record. NCBI's taxonomy places the organism in Eukaryota, Metazoa, Chordata, Mammalia, Rodentia, Muridae. Gene Ontology annotation, molecular function: actin filament binding. Gene Ontology annotation, cellular component: cortical actin cytoskeleton; site of polarized growth; actin filament. The transcript has 14 exons. The coding region runs from base 122 to 1594 and encodes 490 amino acids.
AUGACAGAAAACCUGAAAACGGAACUGAAGCAGCUGCUCGGUUUCUUGACCUGAAGUGGCAGCUGCUGGUGGGGCCGCCGGGUGUGGACGUGAAGAGCGGGAGCUCAAGCAAGCAGUAAAGAUGUGGAAGUCUGUAGUGGGGCAUGAUGUGUCUGUUUCCGUGGAGACCCAGGGUGAUGACUGGGACACAGACCCUGACUUUGUGAAUGACAUCUCUGAGAAGGAGCAGCGGUGGGGAGCCAAGACCAUCGAGGGCUCUGGACGUGCAGAGCACAUCAACAUCCACCAGCUGAGGAACAAAGUGUCCGAGGAGCAUGACAUUCUCAAGAAGAAAGAGCUGGAGUCGGCGCCUAAAGCAUCCCAUGGCUAUGGAGGUCGGUUUGGAGUGGAAAGGGACCGGAUGGACAAGAGUGCUGUGGGCCACGAGUAUGUUGCUGACGUGGAGAAGCACUCAUCUCAGACUGAUGCCGCCAGAGGCUUCGGGGGCAAAUACGGAGUUGAGAGGGACCGAGCAGACAAGUCAGCUGUGGGCUUUGAUUACAAAGGAGAAGUGGAGAAGCACGCAUCUCAGAAAGAUUACUCUCGGGGCUUUGGUGGCCGCUACGGGGUAGAGAAGGAUAAACGGGACAAAGCGGCUCUAGGAUAUGACUACAAGGGAGAGACGGAGAAGCACGAGUCCCAGCGAGAUUAUGCCAAGGGCUUUGGUGGCCAAUAUGGAAUCCAGAAAGACCGAGUGGAUAAGAGUGCUGUUGGCUUCAAUGACAUGGAGGCCCCAACCACGGCCUAUAAGAAGACAACACCCGUAGAAGCUGCUUCCAGUGGUGCCCGUGGACUGAAAGCAAAAUUUGAGUCCAUGGCUGAGGAGAAGAAGAAGCAAGAGGAGAAAGAGAAGGCCCAGCAGAUGGCCAGGCAGCAACAGGAGCGAAAGGCUGUGGUAAAGAUGAGCCGGGAAGCUCAGCAGCCAGCUGUGCCUGUGGAAGAGCCUGCAGUGCCAGCCCCGUUGCCCAAGAAGAUCUCCUCAGAGGUCUGGCCUCCAGCGGGGACUCACCCACCCCCAGAACCUGAGCCUGUGAGGGCCAGAAGAGAACAGCCUGUGCCCUCCUUGCCGGUGAGACAGACUCCAGCACAGGUUCCCCUGGAGGACAAUGACGAGCCCCCAGCACUGCCCCCUAGGACCCCAGAGGGCCUCCAGGUGGUGGAAGAGCCCAUAUAUGAAGCAGAGCCUGAGCCUGAGCCUGAGCCUGAGCCUGAGCCUGAGCCUGAGCCUGAGCCUGAGCCUGAGCCUGAGAAUGACUAUGAGGAUGUUGGGGAGUUAGUUCAUCAGGAUGAGGAAGCAGAGGGGGACUAUGAGGAUGUGCUGGACCCUGUGGACACCUCUUCUCUGUCCUACCAGGCUGGAUCGUCAGGUGGGGCUGGUGGUGUGGGCACCUCUGCUGUUGCCCUAUAUGAUUACCAAGGAGAGGGAAGCGAUGAACUUUCCUUUGAUCCAGAUGACAUCAUCACUGACAUUGAGAUGGUGGAUGAAGGCUGGUGGCGGGGCCGUUGCCAUGGCCACUUUGGACUCUUUCCUGCAAACUAUGUCAAGCUCCUCUAGGGCCAGGCCCCACCGUCUUUUGCUACUGUGCCUCCCUCUGUCCACUCCACAGUACUACUGCGAGGACCCAAUAGGACGUCAAGGGAACCCUGAGGCUCUGCCAGCCCUCCCUUUCCUGCUUCAUUAAGAGCUUUAGGAAGAACCAACGUAGGCACGGGGCCUUCCCUCUGUGUCCACUCUCCCCUGAGCAGCUCAUGGAAUCUUCUUGUAGUCCUGCCUCCUUCAACAAUGCCCCAGUUCUGCUCUCCUCCCUCUUGAGUGCUGGGAGUCCCCAUGUGCUAGCCUAGAGGGAAGCUCUCACUAGACUGUCUCAUUCGUCUGGUUGUGGGUUUGCUCAUUUUUCUUCCCUUAAGAGACCAAUUGGAAGUGCCCCUCUGUUCAGUCCUAACACUGAAAAUAAAGUGAAACUGUGGCUUAGCUUUCUGCUGGGGUAAGCAGUGCUUUUAACACAGGCCUCCCUGGCCCUGACUCGCUAUCUCUCUUUCAGGUGCACCCAGAAGACCCCUCUAGUCUAU